Molecule: messenger RNA, 680 nt
Organism: Hibiscus syriacus
Lineage: Eukaryota; Viridiplantae; Streptophyta; Magnoliopsida; Malvales; Malvaceae
Product: 60S acidic ribosomal protein P1-3-like
Exons: 4
Coding region: 81-422 (113 amino acids)
Biological process (GO): cytoplasmic translation; translational elongation
Cellular component (GO): ribosome; cytosolic large ribosomal subunit
Molecular function (GO): structural constituent of ribosome; protein kinase activator activity; ribonucleoprotein complex binding
Source: RefSeq, a predicted model, not a curated record
UUUCAUCAAAGCCGAAGAGAAACCCUACCAGAACUUGCUUUGAGAGCGGCGCUUCAAGAUUUCAUCUUUCAGCAUAAACGAUGUCUUCUGUUAGUGAAGCUGCUUGCUCUUAUGCUGCUUUGAUUCUCCAUGAUGAUGGCAUCCCCAUCACCGCUGAGAAGAUUGCCACACUUGUUAAAGCUGCAAGUGUUAAUGUUGAGUCUUAUUGGCCAAGCUUGUUUGCUAAGCUUUUUGAGAAGUGUGACAUUGAGAAUCUCAUAACCAAUGUUGGAGCUGGUGGUGGUGCUCCGGUUGCUGCUGCUGCACCAGUUGCAGCUGCUGGUGGAGAUGGUGCCGCUGCUCCUCCUCCUGCAGAGGAAAAGAAGAAGGAGGAGCCAGAGGAAGAGAGUGAUGAUGACUUGGGAUUUGGUUUGUUUGAUUAGGAAUUCCACCCGGUUAACAGUUUCGUGGAUUAUGGUUUAGAUCAUUAAGCAUGAGGGUAGUUACUCUUUUGGAGUUUUAUUGGUAUUGGUAUUUGUGGAUUAAUUAUAAGUAUUGAUUUGAAUGAAGUGACAAUGAGUUGUGCUUUUCCUUUUGAAGAAUUUUCCAAUUUAUACGAAGUAUUUUAGACCCUCUUUUUUCACUUUGCAUUUUAGUGAAUUGACAUGAUUUAUCUCUUGCAAUACAUGAUUUUAUUUUGA